Messenger RNA from Rattus norvegicus (Norway rat), 1466 nucleotides. Lineage: Eukaryota; Metazoa; Chordata; Mammalia; Rodentia; Muridae. The record is from RefSeq and is a predicted model, not a curated record.
CCGCAGCAUUUAAGCGUCAUCACCCUGAGUCGAGAGCGCGAUUGGCGGGACGCUUGGACUGUGGCUGCACUGUCACCAGCGAUGAGCGGCGCGGGAGCGAUAGCGGCCGCUUCCGUGGGAUGCCUGCGCACUGGUGUCCCGAGGCCUUUCUCAGGUACCGGCCGCUCGCGGUCGCGGCUCGGCGCGGGAUUCUUCGCCGGUGACUAUUUGAAGUCUUAUGGGAGAGGCCUUAUCAUCAGGUGUCACAGCACAGGAAUGACCUUAGACAAUAUUAACCGGGCAGCCGUGGAUCAGAUAAUCCGGGUGGAUCACGCUGGUGAAUAUGGAGCAAACCGCAUCUAUGCAGGGCAGAUGGCUGUGCUUGGACGGACCAGUGUUGGCCCUGUCAUUCAGAAAAUGUGGGAUCAAGAAAAGAACCAUUUGAAAAAGUUCAACGAGUUGAUGGUUGCGUUCAGGGUCCGACCUACGGUUUUGAUGCCCUUGUGGAACGUGGCAGGGUUUGCCCUGGGGGCAGGAACUGCCUUGCUGGGGAAGGAAGGAGCAAUGGCCUGCACCGUGGCAGUAGAAGAGUCUAUCGCUCAUCACUACAACAACCAGAUCCGCAUGCUGAUGGAGGAGGACGCUGAGAAGUACGAGGAGCUGCUGCAGGUCAUUAAGCAGUUUCGAGAUGAGGAGCUUGAGCACCACGACACAGGCCUGGAACAUGAUGCAGAGCUGGUAGGACCGACUAUUACUGCUGGUGCUCCAGGGAGCGGGUUGAGGGCCAAGGUUUCUGUUCCCAGAAAGAGACAUUUGAAAGUAAGGUCACAAGGCAGGGAUACACACGUACCUGACAGAAAGCACACAAGCUCAGCUUCGGUCCAUGGUGAGGCUCCUGUGUCCUGCUCUGUUAUUAUCCCAAGAAACAACCCAGGGGUUCAGUGGCCAUAGAUGCUUCUAGCAUUCUGAAUGGCUUUUGUUUCGAAUUAAAUCAUUUCCCAGAUCCUGUCUUAGCCAGAGGAGCCCACACCCUGUCCUGACAGUGAGUCUAGGUGACAUCUGAGAAUAGAUGCACCUCGUGGGGUCUCCCUGCUGUCUGUUUAGGCACUGGCAUUGGAUCCAGAACCUUGCUGGGCGAGCGCUCUUCCACUGAAGAUUCCUCCUGCCCCGUUUGCUUCUUUUCCAAGCUCAGGGUGCCAUCCAUGUUAGACAAGCACGCUACCACCCAGCUAUAGCGUAACCUUUUGCUCUCCGCAGGCUCCCGCAUACACCUUGUUGAAGAGACUUAUCCAGGCCGGAUGCAGUGCAGCCAUAUACUUAUCAGAAAGGUUUUAAAGUACGACUACUGAGCCAUCUCAAGAAAAGAUGGCCGUAACUCAAGGUGUUUGUGGAGGAAGAACUGCAGUUAUCACUGUGUGUGAUUUGUUAAUACAAGAGGCGGUGUUUGGGGUUGUGUCACUGUUGUCAAUAAAACUCCUCGGUGCUGG